GAGAGAGAGAGAGAGAGAGAAUGGCGACAGGAGCGGGCGGAGGAAGCAGAGAAGGAACAGCGAAAGCAACGGUUUCCGAUCAGAUAUCACAAGCUGUUCAAUCCACUUCCAAUCUUCUCCAACUCAUGCAACGAUCCUCUCCUUCUCAGGCCCUCCUUAUAAAGCUUCCAAAGACCCUUUUGGACAAAGCCUCAACUAUCAAGAACACAGGACAGGCGAUAGAUGAAAUGCCUCGCGUAAUUUCUUCAGUGGAUGCAUACAUGGAAAGCGGCUUGCAAAGUGUUCCUCAUCUAAAGACUGUAAUCCAGUUGCUUUCUAACAUGGAAAGCUGCCAGCUCAACUCUGCUUCUCAAGCACAUCGACCUCCUGAGGUAGCCAUUGGAUCCAUAUCCUAUUCUGAAUCUGAGCUUACAAAUGACAACUCAGAGCCGCCUUGCUGAAGAAAGCCUGAAAUGGGGCAACCCAAGUCUUCAAGUUGGGUUGAGGGAGAUGGGAGCCCGAGGAAUAUGCAGAACAAUCACUGCCAUUCAAUGUUGCUACAUGCUGAUACCAUUGGAGACAUAAAAUCAUCUUUGGUAAUUGCACAUGUAAUCCUUUGUAAAUUUCAUUUGUCCCAUUUGUCUAUAUAAUGUCAAUUGCAUGCUCAAUAUCGAAUGCUUUAGGGCUUUUGUUGUUAAAAGAGUAAAUUGUGAGCGGCUGGUGUUUCGUUUCUUUGCACACAAUAAGUGGAUUGCUUGUACAGUUACUUUUAGAAUGCUUUGAAGAUGAGGAUGAUGUUCGACUGUA
Magnolia sinica is the source of this 786-nucleotide messenger RNA. RefSeq names its product tobamovirus multiplication protein 2B. Lineage: Eukaryota; Viridiplantae; Streptophyta; Magnoliopsida; Magnoliales; Magnoliaceae. The coding region runs from base 21 to 440 and encodes 139 amino acids. The record is from RefSeq and is a predicted model, not a curated record. The transcript is spliced from 5 exons.